Molecule: messenger RNA, 1581 nt
Organism: Zophobas morio
Lineage: Eukaryota; Metazoa; Arthropoda; Insecta; Coleoptera; Tenebrionidae
Product: solute carrier family 2, facilitated glucose transporter member 3-like
Exons: 6
Coding region: 100-1506 (468 amino acids)
Biological process (GO): monosaccharide transmembrane transport
Cellular component (GO): membrane
Molecular function (GO): hexose transmembrane transporter activity
Source: RefSeq, a predicted model, not a curated record
UCGAAAUGUAUCAAUAGCAAUAAAAAUUACCCAGUCAGAUGUCUCUUCUUGACACUACUAGUGUCACUUUUACAACCAUUUGACACUUGGGUCUGUCCUAUGGGUAAUUACAAAUUUGUGUUUGCGGUCAUAAGCGCGGCUGGAAACUCUGGAUUCAACUAUGGCUUCCAAGGCUCCAUCCUCAACAUCAUCCCAUCGGUCGUGAUAGACUGGUACACCCAGAUCCGCAUAGACCGCAAGCUAAACCUCGUGGGGUUUUACGACACCGAGGUCUUCGCCCCGUUCAUUCUCGCCUGCUUCUCCCUAGGAGGCAUCUUCGGUAGUCUACUCGUUUUCAUCUGUGCCCAAUUCAUCGGUCGCAAAAACAGCAUCAUCUGCAGCAACUUCAUCAUUUUGAUGGGUUUGCUCCUACAAAGCCUUGCCUAUGUAACCGAGUCGUACGAAGUAUUCAUAAUCGGGCGAUUCUUGACCGGUUUAUCCGCCGGCUUGCUCAGCGGGGUAGCCCCCAUGUACUUGGUGGAGAUUUCCCCGUACUGCGUCCGCGGCACCGUGGGUAGCGUCUACUACGUCAUGGUGGCGGCGGCUACAGCGUUGGCGAACAUCCUAGGUUUGCACCAGGUCCUAGGGUACUACAACACCUGGCCGUGGCUCUACGUGUGUUGCUUGCUCCCGUCGUGCCUCCAAAUCGUGACGAUGUCGCUGUGCCCCGAGAGCCCCCGAUACCUACUCAUAGACAAAGAAGACGACGACGAAGCCGAAGAAGCGUUGGCUUGGCUGCGGGACGACGAAGACAUCGACCACGAAAUGAACGAAUUGAGGGAGGAAGCGGCCAUGUUGAAGGACAUAAAUCGGGUGACGUUCGCGCGGUUGUUCAAAGACCAGACUUUGAGGUCACCCAUGAUCAUCACCACGGUUAUCUUGAUGGGGCAACAACUUUGUGGCGUGGAAACGAUGUUGCACUUCUCGGUCUUCGUGUUCCACAUGAUGGGCUACAAUCUUGGAGAAGCGAUCGAUCUUUCGAUAGGACUGGCCUGUGCGAAUCUAGCGUUGGCGAUUAUUUGCAUGAUCAUUGUCGAUAAAGUCGGACGCAAGAUUUUGCUUAUGGGUAGCUUAGGAGGGAUCAUUAUGAGCUCGGCCGUUUUGUCUCUAACCGUCUUACUUAGGAGUUCGAGCGAAGGAGUGGAAGACAUUAUUCACUUGUGUUCGUUUUUCGUUUAUCUUUUCGUGGCAAUGUUCGCGCUUGGGGCAGGUCCCAUACCGUGGUUUUACGCAGCCGAGCUCAAUAAUCAACUGGCCCGACCAAUGGUCAUGACCAUAGGUUUAACCCUCAACUGGCUCAUCCAGUUCGUGGUUAUCAUGACUUUUCUGCCGUUGCAGGUUUCAGUCGACAACUACGUGUUCAUGAUUUAUUUUGGCUUCGACAUAGCAGUUAUCGUCUUCGUUGUGUUGACGAUGAGGGAGACAAUGAACCUGGAAUCCAUAGACAUAGCGGAGCUAUUUUACUAACGCCAAUUUGAAAACACGAUGGAAGGUAAUCAAGUUGAACAACAAAAACUAGAACGAAUAAAAACCUGAAACAAG